AACCUAAAACCAAGCGAGUUUCGCUAUAUAAAUAGGCCCACUCACACAAGCGUUUCUCCCGAGAAUCACUACCACCACCACAACAACCAACCACUCUUCCUACUUGUUCUUCUUCACUCUGCAGAUCUCGAUCGCAUCUCCGCCGAUGGCAACCAUCACCACCAUCAAGGCUCGCCAGAUCUUCGACAGCCGUGGCAACCCCACCGUCGAGGUCGAUAUUACAUGCUCAGAUGGUACUUUCGCUAGAGCUGCAGUACCAAGCGGUGCAUCUACUGGGAUUUAUGAGGCUCUUGAGUUGAGAGAUGGAGGAUCAGAUUACCUUGGAAAGGGUGUAUCAAAGGCUGUUAACAAUGUGAACACCAUCAUUGCCCCUGCUUUGAUUGGCCAGGAUCCAACUCAGCAAACAGCAAUUGACAACUUAAUGGUUCAACAGCUUGAUGGAACUGUUAACGAAUGGGGUUGGUGCAAACAAAAGCUUGGAGCAAAUGCCAUAUUGGCAGUGUCUCUUGCAGUCUGCAAAGCUGGUGCUCUUGUCCUGAAAGUUCCUCUUUACAAGCAUAUUGCUAAUAUUGCGGGUAACAAAAACUUGGUUUUGCCUGUUCCCGCUUUCAAUGUCAUUAAUGGUGGAUCACAUGCAGGAAACAAACUUGCUAUGCAGGAGUUUAUGGUUCUUCCUGUGGGAGCUUCCUCUUUCAAGGAAGCCAUGAAGAUGGGCGUGGAAGUAUACCACCAUCUAAAGGCUGUGAUUAAGAAGAAGUAUGGUCAAGAUGCAGUGAAUGUUGGUGAUGAAGGUGGAUUUGCCCCUAACAUUCAGGAAAACAAGGAAGGUUUGGAAUUGCUGAAAACUGCCAUUGCCAAAGCUGGUUACACCGGCAAAGUUGUCAUUGGAAUGGAUGUUGCAGCUUCUGAAUUCUACAAAGAAGACAAAACAUACGAUUUGAACUUCAAGGAAGAUAACAACGACGGCUCACAGAAGAUCUCUGGGGAUGCUUUGAAAGAUCUCUACAAGUCAUUUGUGACAGAGUACCCAAUUGUUUCAAUUGAAGAUCCUUUUGACCAGGAUGACUGGGAGCACUAUUCUAAGCUUACUGGCGAGGUUGGAACCAAUGUUCAAAUUGUUGGUGAUGAUCUCUUGGUCACCAACCCCAAGAGGGUACAAAAGGCAAUUGAUUCAAAAUCAUGCAAUGCUCUUCUGCUCAAGGUCAACCAAAUUGGAUCCGUGACUGAGAGUAUUGAAGCUGUUAGGAUGUCCAAAAAGGCUGGAUGGGGAGUUAUGACCAGUCACAGAAGUGGAGAGACUGAGGAUACCUUCAUCGCUGAUCUUGCCGUUGGUUUGUCAACGGGUCAAAUUAAGACUGGAGCUCCAUGCAGGUCUGAGCGUCUCGCUAAAUAUAACCAGCUCUUGAGAAUUGAGGAGGAGCUUGGUGCUGAAGCAGUGUAUGCUGGAUUGAACUUCCGUACCCCUGUUGAGCCCUACUAAAGUUUUGAAGUGAGACGAGUUUGAUCGAUGAGAUUUGGCUGCAGAGUUUCUGUUUUGAUGAAUAAACUUGAUAGUUAGUAUGUUACUCUUGUUAAAGAGUCUUCUUUCCAAUAAUUUGAGUUAUGAUUCGGGGCACUAGGGUGAAGAAUGCUGUGCCCUAGGUUUUAAAAGGUGUUAGACGAUAUUUAGAGUUAAUGCUUGCAGCCUAAUUUUGACUUUCGUUCCAAUUUUAUCUGAUAAUCCUUAUAUGGUGCUUCUUA
This is a messenger RNA of Lotus japonicus, 1740 nucleotides long. RefSeq names its product enolase. Gene Ontology annotation, biological process: glycolytic process. The transcript is spliced from 17 exons. Gene Ontology annotation, molecular function: phosphopyruvate hydratase activity; magnesium ion binding. The coding region runs from base 146 to 1480 and encodes 444 amino acids. The record is from RefSeq and is a predicted model, not a curated record. NCBI's taxonomy places the organism in Eukaryota, Viridiplantae, Streptophyta, Magnoliopsida, Fabales, Fabaceae. Gene Ontology annotation, cellular component: phosphopyruvate hydratase complex.